UCGCACACACACACCACCUCCCUCCUCCCGCCUCCAUUCCUAACAGCCUGAACCGAGCUUAGCGAGAAGCGAGAGGAUGGAUACUGCGGCCGGCCGAGUCGUCCUGGCCGCCAUCCUCGCAUCGUUGUGACUGAACACCAACACCCACUCACCCAAACCCUUCCUCUUUCUCCUCGUCGUCCAUCACCACCAUCAUCAUCAUCAACGACACCUUCACGAGACAGCAGCCACGACGAUGGAGCCUCUAAAGCGGCAACAUCUCCUCCUCUCAUGAUGAUGGCCUCCAGCCUCCCUGUAUCUCCUCGCUGAAUUUAUACUUUUUUUUUACAUUUUGUUUGAGGGGGGAGAGCGGGGUGCAAAAAAAAGGACUGGCCAAACUAUGAACGAGGAGAUGACAAAAAGCGAGGAGCAGCAUUUGAGUUUGCAGAAAGCCUUGCAGCAGUGCGAGUUGGUGCAGAACAUGAUCGACAUCAGCAUCUCCAGCCUGGAGGGUUUGAGGACCAAAUGUGCCACAUCCAACGACUUGACGCAAAAAGAGAUACGGACGCUGGAAGGGAAGCUGGUCAAGUACUUCACCCGCCAGCUGUCCUGCAAGUGCAAAGUGGCCUUAGAGGAGCGAAGCACCGAGCUGGAGGACUUCCCUCGCCUGGGCCACUGGUUUCGUAUCGUCAACCUGAGGAAAGAGGUUACGCAGGACAUGAGGCCGGGCGAGGUGACUCUGGAGGGUCUGCUGGACAUGAACGAGCAACAAGUGUUUGAGCUCUUGCAAAAGUUCGGUGCCAGCGAGGAGGAAUGCGCCCGACUCAACGCCUCGCUGUCCAGCCUCAGGAAGGCCCACCAGCUUGAACAACUUGAGGAGGAUAGAUUGCACACUAACGGAGGGAGCCAGACCAAGCAGGACUGGUCCAUCCAGUGGCCGACCUCCGAGUCGGGCAAGGAAAACACCCCCGUGUGUCAGCCGGAGGCCAGCCAGUGGAUCCGCUUCCAACUGUCCCAAAGCCCCAAAGUCCAGUCCAAGUACAACCAGCACAUGUGCCACAGCCCCCAGGCCCCGGCGCCCCCUUUGUACGCAGACCGUCUGACCGUGGACAGCCCCUCCACGGGACUCCUGCCCACCUUGGACUCUGGCCACCGCUCGCUACCCCCGUCGCCUCGCCAGAGGCAUUUUGGCCCCACUCCCCCUCGGACUCCCUUGGUGUUCAACACCAUGACCCCGCCCGGCACUCCGCCCAUACGGCGAAGGAACAAAGUGAAGGCCCCGGGAACGCCGCCGCCGCCCAGUCGCAAGCUCAUCCACCUGCUGCCGGGCUUCAGCGCCCUGCACCGCAGCAAAUCCCACGAGUUCCAGCUGGGGACCCGCUUGGACGACACGCAGACGCCAAAAGCCAAGAAGAAGACCAAGCCCUUGAACCUUCAGAUCCACAGCAGCAUGGGAAGCUGCGAGAACCUGCCCACGCAGCGCUCGCCCCUGCACACCGAGCGCUCCCUGAGAUCCUUCUUCUUCCCCUCCUUCGUCCCCUCCACGCCUCCCGUGCACGCCGAAACGCCCUCUGCAAACACUCUGUCAGUGCCUCGCUGGUCCCCGCAGAUCCCACGAAGAGAUCUGGGAAACUCCAUAAAACACAGAUUUUCCACCAAGUACUGGAUGUCCCAGACGUGCACCGUGUGUGGGAAGGGAAUGCUGUUUGGACUCAAAUGUAAAAACUGCAAGCUGAAGUGCCACAACAAAUGCACCAAAGAAGCCCCGCCCUGCCAUUUACUCAUCAUACAGCGAGGCGGCAGAGAAUCCCUCAAAGACCACCAAGGACUGACUCAAGUCGCUCGCUUGGUGCGGACCGAGUCGGUGCCGUGUGACAUCAACAACCCGCUCAGGUACAGCGACCUGCACGUCAGUCAGACGCUCCCCAAAACCAACAGAAUCAACAAGGACCACAUCCCGGUCCCGUACCAGCCGGACUCCAGCAGCAAUCCGUCGUCCACCACCUCCUCCACACCGUCGUCUCCGGCCCCGCCCCUGCCCAGCAGCGCCACGCCCCCCUCGCCGUUGCAUCCCUCCCCGCAGUCUGCCCGGCAACAGAAGCAGUUCAAUCUGACAGCGUCCAGCUACUUCAAGUACAAACAGCAGUUCAUCUUUCCAGAUGUGGCUCCAGAGGUUCCCCCGAGCCGAGCGCCGCAAGUCAUCCUGCAUCCCGUCCUGUCGGAGCCCGGCAACGAGGGGAAUCCUUUGCUUCAAAUCGAAGUGGAGCCGACGUCCGACAACGAGGAGGCGAACGACGAGGAGUCGGGCGACGAGUUUGAGGAGAUGAACCUGUCUCUGCUGUCGGCGCGCAACUUCCCCCGCAAGGCCAGCCAGACCAGCAUCUUCCUGCAGGAGUGGGACAUCCCCUUGGAGCAGCUGGAGAUGGGCGAGAUGAUCGGCAAGGGACGCUUCGGCAAGGUGUUCCACGGCCGCUGGCACGGCGAGGUGGCCAUCCGCCUCAUCGACAUCGAGCGCGACAACGAGGACCAGCUGAAGGCCUUCAAGCGCGAGGUGAUGGCCUACCGCAACACCCGCCACGAGAACGUGGUCCUCUUCAUGGGGGCCUGCAUGAGCCCGCCACACCUGGCCAUCAUCACCAGUCUGUGCAAAGGCAGGACGCUUUAUUCGGUGGUGAGGGACGCCAAGGUUGUCCUGGACGUCAACAAGACUCGACAGAUCGCGCAAGAGAUGGUCAAGGGGAUGGGCUACCUCCACGCUAAAGGCAUCCUACACAAGGACAUGAAGUCCAAGAAUGUCUUUUACGACAACGGCAAAGUCGUCAUCACCGAUUUCGGACUCUUCACCAUCUCUGGGGUUCUCCAAGCUGGCAGCCGCAGGGAAGACAAACUGAAGAUCCCAAACGGCUGGUUGUGUCACCUGGCUCCCGAAAUCAUCCAGCAGCUCUCCCCCGACACCGAGGAGGACAAGCUUCCCUUCUCCAAGCAGUCCGACGUCUUCGCCUUCGGGACCAUCUGGUACGAGUUGCACGCACGUGAGUGGCCUUACAAGAGUCAGCCCGCAGAGGUGAUCAUGUGGCAGAUUGGCAGCGGCGUGAAGCCCAACCUGGCCCACAGCGGCAUGGGCAAGGAGAUCCUGGACAUCCUGCUGCUGUGUUGGGCCUUCCAGCAGGACGAGCGUCCCAGCUUCUCUAAGCUGGUGGAAUUACUGGAAAAGUUGCCAAAACGCAACCGCCGCCUUUCCCACCCUGGACACUUCUGGAAGUCAGCUGAGUAUGUCAAAUGAGUUGAGGGACAUGCCAAAACAACAACAACAACAACAACAACAGCAACAACAGAAGAUGUUAACUGUACUCAAAAAAACAAAAGACAUCAUGGAAUGUCGGCAUGUUGGUGUGUGCCCACAUUCCCAAAUAUUUUCCUCCCCUAUUGAUCAUUCUGGAGUUGUAAAAGAAGUACCCCGUCUGUGACUUUUACUUUGAAAGGAUGGAAGUGUUGUACAGUUAAGCUUUUCUUUUCAUAACGUGGUCCUCUCAAUCCUGGAGACCAUUUGUUGCCUUUCCAUCAUCAGGCAUUAGCAUCACGAGCUCGCUGGCACACGUCACCUCCUUUAGCAUCCGAUGCUAACAAAAUGACAUAACUGAUGGCAUGUUGGAAAAAAAAAGCUUUAAUGGCCUCUUUGCUUCUCUUCGUGCUCGCCACCGCCGUCUCUCCUGUACCGCUUGAAUGUGAAGAAGCUAGCCGGCUAGCUAGCUAGCUGGCGGGUUAGCUUCAUGAUUUUGCGCGGAGACGGUUCUCUGAUCAGCCAUGACGAAAAAUAACAUCCCCUCACCUGACACUUGAAAAGUAUCUCCGGCAGGAAACGCUGCGCUAGCUUGGUGUGGGAGCCCCGAUUCACAGAAGCUAACCGAGAAAAUCUUGCAAGAGUUUAGUCGGAUGCGUGUGCUUCCUAAAUAAAAACAAAAAGAAAGGUUUAUUUCUGUCGGAAAUCAUUCCUGACAGACUGCUUUUGUUCAAAGCCGUUCGCUGCAUGUGCAACAUCGAAAGCAGAGCUUCUCAAGCUGGGACUUUUAUUGCGGUCCUUGGAAGUCAUUUUUGUUUAUAUUUAUUACUUUUACACGUUUAUUGAAGUCAUUUUAUUUAUUUAUUUAUUAUUUCUUUUAGAUGUUGAGGCAUUUUUAUUUAUUUUUAAUGAUCUAUUACAUGUUUAUUUAAGUCAUUUUUAUUUGUAUUUAUUUUUUUACACAUUUAAGUCUUUUUUAUUUUGAUUUGUAAUUAUAUUUUUAGAUGUUUAAGGCAUUUUUUAUUUUAAUUAUUCUUACACAUUUAUUUAAGUCAUUUUUAUUUGUAUUUAUUUAUAAUUAUUUUGUUAGACAUUUAAGGUGUUUUUUUUAUUUGUUAUUUAUUUUUAAUUGUUGUUAACAUGUAUUUUUUUUUACACAUUAAAGUCAUUUAUUUCUAUUUUUUUAUGCUUAAGGCAUUUUAAUUUUUUUUUUAUUUAUUUUUACACUUUUAUUUAAGUCCUUUUCAUUUAUGUUUAUUUGUAAUUAUUUUUUACACGUUUAUUGAAGUCUUUUAUUUUUGUUUAUUUGUAAUUAUUUUUUCGUGGACGUUUCAAGCAUUUAUAUUUAUUUUUUAUUUUUCUUACACAUUUAUUGAAGCCAUGUCAUUUUUAUUCUUAUUUAUUUUUAAUUAUUUUUUAAAUGUUAAUUUAAGUCUUUUUAAAAUGUGUAUUUAUUUGUAAUUAUUUUAUAUGUUUUCAAGUUAUUUUUAUUUAUUUUGACUUAUUUUUUACACAUUUAUUGAAUUCAUUUUUGUUUUGCUUUCUUUUUAUUCAUUUUUUAGUUGUUUGCUCAGCCCAUUUUUGUUUCCCGCCAUCUACCGUGGAUGAAACAGCGGAAGCAAACUCCAGGAGGUGGUGUGACGCGGCAGAAAAGGCUCCGAAAUAAGUGAUGAAUAAAAAAGAAAAUCCAAUGACGUUUUGUCACCGAGCACGUUUGCGUUGACAGACGGCGGCGUGUCUCUCGGACGACAACGCUGCUCAAGAAGAUUUGACGAAAUGCUGCUUUUUAUGUUUUUCACUGACGGCAUCCCACCAACAUAAAAGUCAUCCGCUGAGAACCCCCCCUCCCCUCCCGCUGCAGCUUUUCUUCCUCCGUGGAAUUCCCACCAUUGUUCUUCUUCUUAUCGUUGAUUCUUCUUCUUCUUCUUCGUGGCAUGAGAGUGUUUCAUGGCGUUCAUGUCGCUGUACGCUGCUUUUGUCAACCACGCCGAGCACAGACAAUCACGUCCUGAUCAAUCAAUCAGUCGCAAGUCAAUCCAUACGUGAAGGAAAAAAACUAAACUAAACAAAAAAAACAGCAUCCAAACUCUUUGCUGCUGCUUUUCGUCUCUUUUCGGAAAUGUCUUAUUUCCAUUUUUUUUUACACAAGUGCAUGACCACCAUGACGACGAUGAUGAUGAUGAUGGACAAAUAACGUGUUGAAGAGUAUCCAAACCUCAUCAAAGUGUUGACAAACGGCAAGAAUGUUCAUUUUGCACGGUUGCACAUCUUAAGGAGGUUCAAAAUGUAAAAUGAGCAAAUGGCAGUGAGACAACAAAUGGGUUUGGGUUUGGGUUAUGUUGCACCGUUGUCUAUAUUCUUCAAUCUUACCUUUCCUUGAACACAUCUACUUUAUUUUGCUGAUAAGAUUUUUAUUACGGUUUUACCUCGAAUGACCAAAACAUUGAAAUCAGGGUGACUGCAUUGCCUAACCCCUAACCCCUAACCCCUAAACCCUAAGCCCUAACCCCUAAGCCCUAACCCCUAACGCCUAACCCCUAACCCCUAACCCCUAAGCCCUAAGGCCUAACCCCUAAGGCCUAAGACCUAACCCCUAAACCCUAACCCCUAAGGCCUAAGACCUAACCCCUAACCCCUCACCCCUAACCCCUAAGCCCUAACCCCUAAGGCCUAAGACCUAACCCCGAAGCCCUCACCCCUAACCCCUAAGCCCUAACCCCUAAACCCUAACCCCUAAGGCCUAAGCCCUAACCCCUAACCCCAAAGCCCUAAGCCAUAACCCCUAACCCCUAAACCCUAACCCCUAAACCCUAAGCCCUAACCCCUAAGCCCUAACCCCUAAGGCCUAAACCCUAAGCCCUAACCCCUAAGGCCUAAACCUUAAACCCUAAACCCUAAGCCCUAACCCCUAAACCAUAACCCCUAAACCCUAAGCCCUAACCCCUAAGCCCUAACCCCUAAGGCCUAAACCCUAAGCCCUAACCCCUAAGGCCUAACCCCUAAGGCCUAACCCCUAAGCCCUAACCCCUAAGGCCUAACCCCUAAGGCCUAAGCCCUAAGCUCUAACCCCUAAGGCCUAAACCCUAAGCCCUAACCCCUAAACCCUAAGACCUAACCCCUAAACCCUAACCCCUAAACCCUAACCCCUAAGCCCUAAUCCCUAAACCCUAACCCCUAAACCCUAAGCCCUAACCCCUAAACCCUAACCCCUAAACCCUAAGCCCUAACCCCUAAGACGUAACCCCUAAGGCCUAAACCCUAAGCCCUAACCCCUAAGCCCUAACCCCUAAGCCGUAACCCCUAACCCCUAAACCCUAAGCCCUAAGCCCUAACCCCUAAGGCCUAACCCCUAAACCCUAAACCCUAACCCCUAAAACGUAACCCCUAAACCCUAAGCCCUAACCCCUAAGCCGUAACCCCUAACCCCUAAACCCUAAGCCCUAACCCCUAAGGCCUAACCCCUAACCCCUAAACCCUAACCCCUAAACCCUAAACCCUAACCCCUAAGCCCUAAUCCCUAAACCCUAACCCCUAAACCCUAAGCCCUAACCCCUAAACCCUAACCCCUAAACCCUAAGCCCUAACCCCUAAGACGUAACCCCUAAGGCCUAAACCCUAAGCCCUAACCCCUAAGCCCUAACCCCUAAACCGUAACCCCUAACCCCUAAACCCUAAGCCCUAACCCCUAAGGCCCAACCCCUAAACCCUAAGCCCUAACCCCUAAGCCGUAACCCCUAAACCCCUAAACCCUAAGCCCUAACCCCUAACCCCUAAGCCCUAACCCCUAAACCGUAACCCCUAACCCUUAACCCCUAAACCCUAACCCCUAAGGCCUAACCCCUAAACCCUAACCCCUAAACCCUAAUCCCUAAACCCUAACCCCUAAACCCUAAGACCUAACCCCUAAACCCUAAGCCCUAACCCCUAAGACGUAACCCCUAAGGCCUAAGCCCUAAGCCCUAAACCCUAACCCCUAACCCCUAAGGCCUAACCCCUAAACCCUAAGCCCUAACCCCUAAGGCCUAACCCCCAAACCCUAACCCCUAAGGCCUAAGCCCUAAGCCCUAAACCCUAACCCUAGUAAACAAUGUAUUGCAAAGAAGCAUUCAAGUGAAACAGGUUGUUCAUCAGCUGAUCAAAAGUUUAAGACCAGAGCUCCGAAAAACCCUAAAAUGGAAAUAAAAUGUUCCAGUUGCUUCAAAAUUGUUGUUGAUGAGGUGAAAACCGGGUUGGGGCGUGCUUGAUGCCAGUGUUUCCAGGAGGCUGGUGGGAAUGUUGCUCCAGGUGGUGAAGAUGAUUUUUGUAAAUCCAUCCCCAAAUGUUCUGCAUUGGAGUUAGAUGAGGGAGCAUGCAGGACGGUCCAAAAGAGUGAUUUAUUCCUCUGGAAGACGUCCUUUGUGAAGUCAUCACCACACAGAUGAGGGCCGUCAGUCAUGAGGGAUGCCCCCCCUGCAACAUCUCCACAUAGCCGGCUGCCGUUUGACACCCCUGCACAACCUGCUGCUCCAUUGGAGGAUGAUGAUGGAGGAAAACAUCUCAGGUGGGAUCUCCUUGGAAUCCAUCAGGCCCGUCAAGGGAGAGUAAAACUCUUCCGCCUUUCAAUGUCCCAACGUUUGGUGCUCGCCUGCAAACUCCAAAGCGUGAAGGAGACCAGGCCUUUGAAGAGCUUUUUCUUCUUGGGAGAAUGUUUUUUUUUUUAUAUUUCGUCUUUAUGCGACUAAAAUUAUCUUAAUAAUUGGACUUUAUUCUUGUAAAAUGAAUUGUAAUUUUUUUUUUUUUUCAUUUUCCAAAUAUUCAGAUUUUUUAAAAUAAGUUUCAUAAAUUCUCCUUUUGUAAUAUUUGGACUUUAUUCACAUAAUAUUAGAACUUUUUUCCCAACCUAAUUUUCCAAAAGGACACCUUUGAUUUGGUUUCUCAUAAUAUUCCGACUUUAAAAGAUGUAUUUAAUAUUUCAACUCUGCGCUGUUAAAAAGACUUUUUCUUGCUGGGCUAAAACCUUUCUCUCUGAAUAGUUUCACUUUAUUCUUGUAAAAUUGCUGCUUUUUCCCAUUUAAAAAAUGAUAUGAAUAUUUCAAUUUUUGAAGUCAGUUUCAUAAAUUCUCCUUUUGCAAUAUUUGGACUUUAUUCACAUAAUAAAAAAAGUUUUUUGCCCAACCUAAUUUUCCAAAAAUGACAACUUUAAUGUUUUUUUGUCUCUCCUAAUAUUAUGACGUAAAAAAAGUAUUUCAUAUUUCAACUCUAUGCUGUUCAAGUGAAACCAUAUUCCGAGUUUAUGAAUACCGUUCUUCCAAAACAACACAAUUAUUUCCUCUUUAUUCUUGUCAAAUCAAUUCUUUUUGUUUGUAAAUCCUUGGAAAUGUUUUUCCUGCUAAUAUUUGAAAGGUUCUUGUCAACAUUUUCCCAUUUCUUCCUUUUGCGCUUGGAAGCUCUGCUUAGAAAGUCCAACAGUGCAAAAUGAUCAAUCUUGCCAUUUUUCCACUCUUUUUGCUAACGGACUAUUUCUAUUUUUACUGGAAAGCUGAGCUUGACGUCGGCUGUGUAAGAAGAAGACACUUUUUUCCCGUUUGAAUGAAAUGAGACUAAACGUGUUUUAGGUCAAUCAGGAUUGCCAACAUUAUUUCAAAUAUUUUCAAAUGAAUUUAUUAUUUCCAAAAAAUUGAAUAAAUGCUGCAAAUAUACGAGAGAGAAUAUUUUUGGUUUUUUUUACAGCAGCUCCCCCAGUAAUUCUUACGGCCAUAAAAAUGAGACACGGCUCGCUCCUCCCCCUCCAAACCCCCCUGCUGGCUUGACGUUGACGUUGUCCUCUGAUUGGUCUGGUUUUUUUCUUGUUUUUUUUUUACGCCGACUUUCUGAGUUCUGGCUUCUUUGACUGCGGAUCACGACACACUCUUUUGCUUCGGGGGUCGAUUGGCACGUUUUGGACCAAAAUCACAGAACCCGUCUCCUUCCUGAGCGCCCUACGAUGGCCGCACAUCCUGUCAUCCUGUUUGUCUUUGGUAGAAUAUGCCUGGAAAGCAUUCCGAUAACGCCUAAACUCCUGCUUUCAACGAUAUCUACAGUACGUAUGCUGUAUCUACAUGUCUAUAUAUCUACAUGUCUACAUAUCUACAUGUCUAUAUAUCUACAUAUCUACAUGUCUAUAUAUCUACAUGUCUAUAUAUCUACAUGUCUACAUAUCUACA
Messenger RNA from Dunckerocampus dactyliophorus (ringed pipefish), 9441 nucleotides. It is a transcript of the gene ksr2, whose product is annotated as kinase suppressor of ras 2. Gene Ontology annotation, cellular component: cytoplasm. NCBI's taxonomy places the organism in Eukaryota, Metazoa, Chordata, Actinopteri, Syngnathiformes, Syngnathidae. Gene Ontology annotation, molecular function: protein kinase activity; ATP binding. Gene Ontology annotation, biological process: protein phosphorylation; calcium-mediated signaling; Ras protein signal transduction. The record is from RefSeq and is a predicted model, not a curated record. The transcript has 21 exons. The coding region runs from base 380 to 3262 and encodes 960 amino acids.